Messenger RNA from Chaetomium globosum CBS 148.51, 1743 nucleotides. RefSeq lists its product as uncharacterized. Lineage: Eukaryota; Fungi; Ascomycota; Sordariomycetes; Sordariales; Chaetomiaceae. Bases 1 to 1743 code for a protein of 580 amino acids. The record is from RefSeq and is a predicted model, not a curated record. Gene Ontology annotation, molecular function: CoA-ligase activity. Gene Ontology annotation, biological process: secondary metabolic process. The transcript is spliced from 2 exons.
AUGACCAUCACAUCACGCUGGCAGGUGCCCAUUCCGCGCUGCUCCCUGCAGCAAUGGAUCCUCGGGUCAGCAUGUGGUCCCAUCUCCGACCACCAGGCCUUCAUCGACCCAGACAACCAUGAGACCAACUAUCUCACCAUGAGCGACUACCGUCUGCUCUCAAAGCGCGUUGCCCUGGGCCUUCAGAAGGAAGGGAUCAAGAAGGGCGACCGGGUCCUCAUCUUCUCCAGCAACAGCCUCCUCUUCCCCUCCGUCUUCCUCGGCGUCCUCAUGGCUGGCGGUAUAGUGACCGGGGCCAACCCGACGUUCGUUCCACGGGAGCUGGCAUACCAGCUCAAAGACAGCGGAGCGAGGUUCCUCUUCGUUGCCGAGCAGGCCGUGAAGACGGCCCUCGAAGCAGCGGCCGAGGUCGGGUUGCCCAAAGACCGCAUCUUCGUCCUGGGCAACAGCACCGUCCCAACCUCCCGCCUCGCACAAGCCCCUUCCCCCGGGCCCGGCGCCAGGGGCCGCGUAGACGGCGCACACCACUGGACAGAACUCCUCGCCGGCCACCCCCGCCAAGCCGAGACCUGGAGCUGGGAGGAACCCUCCAACCCGGAAGAAACCACCUGCUGCCUCAACUACUCCAGCGGCACCACGGGCGUGCCCAAAGGCGUCGAGAUCAGCCACCACUCGUACGUCGCCAACGGCGUCGGGGUCGUGCACAUCAACAACAUGCGCCCCGACGCCGCCGAGCGCCAGGCGCGCGAGCGCGGGCUGGCCUUCCUCCCCUUCUACCACGCCUACGGCCAGACCUACUUCAUCGCCAACCUCCCGCACCUGCGCAUCCCGGUGUACGUCAUGCCCUCCUUCGACUUCGUCAAGAUGCUCUCGCACAUCCAGCGCUUCCGCGUCACCACCCUCCCCGUCGUGCCCCCCAUCGUCGUGCUGCUCGCCAAGCACCCCGCCACCCGCCAGUACGACCUCUCCUCCAUCGAGACCAUCGCCUCGGGCGCCGCCCCCCUGACCCGCGAGGUCUGCGAGGAGGUCGAGCGCCUCUUCCCCGGCAAGGGCCUGUUCGUGCGCCAGGGCUGGGGCAUGACCGAGGUCACCUGCACGGCCAUCGCGUGGGACCUGACGUCGGCGGUGGGGGGCUCGGCCGGCGUGGGUGAGGUGUACCCCAACUGCCGGGCGCGGCUGGUGGCGCUGGACGGGAAGACGCCGAUUGAGAAGGCGCGGGUCACGGGUGAGUUGUGGGUUACGGGCCCGACGCUCAUGCGGCGCUACUGGAACAAGCCCGAGGCGACGGCCGAGACGAUCGUGGUGGAUGCGGAGGGGACAAGGUGGUUGCGCACGGGGGAUAUCGCCUUUGUGGAGGAGUACAAGCCGGGGGGCAUUUUCCAUGUCGUGGACCGGGUGAAGGAGCUGAUCAAGGUCAAGGGUAAUCAGGUGGCGCCGGCGGAGCUGGAGGGGGUGUUGUUGGAGAACCCGGACGUGGCGGACGCGGCGGUGGUUGGGGUGACGAUUGGGGGCGAGGAGGUGCCGCGGGCGUAUGUGGUGCGGCGGCCGCAGUCGACAGCUUCGGAGAAGGACGUGGCUGCAUGGAUGGAGGGCAAGGUCACCCACUACAAGCGCCUCAAGGGCGGUGUUGUGUUUGUGGAUGCUGUUCCCAAGAAUCCGUCUGGCAAGAUUCUCCGGAAGCAGCUUCGGGAUCGCGCCAAGCAGGAGGUGGGCGACAGCAAACAGAAGCCAUCACGACUCUGA